This is a messenger RNA of Penicillium verhagenii, 921 nucleotides long. RefSeq lists its product as uncharacterized. The coding region runs from base 1 to 921 and encodes 306 amino acids. The record is from RefSeq and is a predicted model, not a curated record. The transcript has a single exon. NCBI's taxonomy places the organism in Eukaryota, Fungi, Ascomycota, Eurotiomycetes, Eurotiales, Aspergillaceae.
AUGGGCCCGAAAAACACCCCAAAACAGCCGAGAGCCGCCAAAAAGGCCGCGAAGAAGGCCAAAACGGCCUCGGAGUUUUACGACGAUGGUGAAGAUUUUGUAGAGCCAGUGACUCUACCGACCUCAUUCCGAUUUUUCGAUCUCCCCUCCGAAAUUCGCUUGAACGUCUACCACUUUGUCUUGUUUACGCCAACCAAGAAAUCCUCUGCGAAGAGAAAUGCUGGUGCUGUCGGCGCCUCCGCGAAAAAGGCGAAGCUUGUGGCACCGGCCACACAACGUAUAGCUCUCUUUCUGUCCUCGAAGCGAAUCCAUGAAGAAGCCAGUCACUUCUUUUACUCGUCCCAGAUUUUCCGAGUCUUCAAAAUUCAGGACUUCUCGCGCCGACCGACCCUCCGAGGAAUACCCCGCUGCUACCGCCCUUUGAUCACCACCAUCGAGUUGAUUUUGGGGAAUAGUUGGACAGCACCGCCAAAGUCAUGGUCCGUUGAUGAUGCAAUGGGACUGCAUGAUAUGACUCUCUUGCACACAUUAAGGGUGUUUAUCGAGUGCGAUCCCUCACAACCUGUCUUUGAGGGAUUUCGAGUUUCCAAGGAAUACUAUACCGAGUUCUCUGGAAGGCUGCUUAAAGAGAUUCUGGAGCGACUGCCAGCUUUGAAAUUCGUGGAAUUUGACGCGUACUCGUCUGUUCAGCGGAGCGGAUCUCUGAUGACCCGCUUAAUGAAAGAGUCGAGAGCAGCCAACAAGAAACUAUUGUGGGGCCCUGAGAGAGGAUGGACGGACGACGAUGAUAUAGGCUAUGUGUAUCACGAGGACCCGAUUCCGGUUGCAAGUCUCGAUACCCUGCCUUCAUACUACAGACCUGCACCUGUUGAUGAUUUGGCCCGCAGGAUUGAAGAUCUUGCCCUCGAGGUGAGAUCAUAA